AUGAUCCAUGCAUGGCAACGAGUAUCCCGUGAAUGUCGACGACAUCCAACGAAGGACGAUUGUGUUGCCUAUCGUUUAGCUGAGGUCCUAAAUGAUACUGGUCCGGCUAUACUGAUCUCUGCACUGACAAAUAUCCUAGCGGAUGCAGUUGGUACCUUCACUGAAACAAUGCAGAAAAAAUUUCAGCUUACGUUUUACUCAGCAAUAAUGUGUAUUUCUGGACAUUUUGAAGUGAAAUCCGAGGCAGGCCAUCAGAAUAAGCAUUCGAUUGAAAUUGGCAACGAGAAAAAAGCUAACGCAACAAGCUGUUGUGGCCAGGAUCCAUGUGAAUUUCGUGGACACAUGAAAGGUGGUUGUACAGCAUUUUUAGAAGGCUAUGUUCGGCUCAUCACGAAUGUCAUUUUUGCACUUUUUGUAUUUUGCAUAUGGGUGCUGUUUAUUGCAGCUUCUAUUUUUGGAAUAACUCGGCUAAAAAUCGAAUUAACGCCGGAAAAACUCUUCUUCCAGGAUUCACCAAUUAUUGAGACGAACAAUUUGCUGCAAGAAUAUCAAAUACCACAGCAUACAAUGGCGCAGUUCUAUGUAAAUAAUCCGGGAAAUCUAUCGGAUCCCCGGCGUUUGCAACUUUUGGAUCAAAUGGUUUUUGAAUUGGAACAUAUGAAGGGUUCGUGGGGCCCGGAGGGUACCAACUAUUUUAUGCGUGAUUUCAUCGAUACUUCAGAUACCACAAAUGGUGCUAUCUUGCUCAGGGACAGCGAUUUGCCAGCAUUUUUGAACUGGCCCGAAUAUGAAAAAUGGCGAGGAUUUGUAAUUUUUAAUGAAACUACUGGCAGUUUGCAAAAAUUCUUCUUUACAACAGCUUAUUAUGGUGAGAAUUUGAAAGAAUGGCCGGAACGUGGCGUGCUGUUGAGCAAGUGGCGCGCCAUCAUUGACCGAUACAGGGAAUUUAAUGUGUCGGUGUAUAUGGAUGAUGGAUUGUUUCUGGAUUUAAUUGAAAAUAUGCCAACGGAUGCGUGGCAAUCAGCACUCGAACUAAAUAAUCUUGAUGGCUACAUUUCAGGUAUAAUUGGAUUAGUGAAUCUGAUGGGUAUCGAUUUGGAACCAAUCAUGAUGGCUGCAAUGUUGAUAUCAAUGGGAUUCAGUGUCGAUAUACCAGCUCAUGUGGCUUAUCACUAUAACAGUGCUGGUGCGGGUGUCGAUCGUCGAUUAACGGUUGCUGAGAAGUUACGGAUAUGUUUUGCGUCCGUAGCACUGCCUGCAUUGCAAGCAUCGGCAAGCACGAGUUUGUGUGUGCUUGGCCUUUUGUUUAUACCGCUUUAUAUGGCACAGGUUUUUGUGCGAAUGAUGGUGCUAUGUAUCUUUUUAUGCGUUGUGCAUGGCUUGGUUAUAAUUCCCUCUAUGUUGGUGCUAAUCGAUGUGGUGCUACGGUUGGUCAGAAGGCCAAGGACGCGAACCGUUGUGGCACCAGCGACCUCAUCGUGA
Gongylonema pulchrum is the source of this 1482-nucleotide messenger RNA. Lineage: Eukaryota; Metazoa; Nematoda; Chromadorea; Rhabditida; Gongylonematidae. The record is from the annotation of a GenBank genome assembly.